CAUGUGUUCUACCAUCUCUUUCUGAAUGGAAACCAUGAAUAAGUUCAGAAGCUUAGGUAAGAUCCUACUCCUUUCGGUCUUCAUCUUCUCAACUUUGAUUUUAUCCACCGUUGGAAAAGGAGGCAGCAACGAUGAGAAGUUAGAGAAGCAUGAGCCAAACCCAGCUGAAAGGGCUAUAGGAACGGUACCCCCUGCGAACCCUUGGAUGAAAAUCAGUUCAUGGAUGCAAACGUCUUGGAUGAAUUUCCGGUCCCCAAACACUGAGGUUGAUAAAGGAGAUCCCGCCAGAGCUGGAGGAGUGAUGGAAGACGCUGUUACUAAGAGUUUUGAAACGUGCAAGGAGACAGUGGAAAAUGCUGCUGAAUUUGCUGCACGGGCGACUGGAGAAGCAGUGCACAAAACAGCAGAGAAGGUGAAGAGUACUCUUUCUACUUCGAAAGAUGAAGAACCAGAUACAGAGUUUUGAGCAGAAUCAGUGCAACAUUCCGAAAUUAGGAUAAUAGCUUCAUACGUGUGCUUUUUCUUUGCUUUGUUUACCUUUGUUUGUUUACGCAUAUAGAAUAUAACACGCCCAUUGCAGAUAACUCUAUUUCAGUGGGCUACAUCAGCUUGACUCGCCCGAGGUUUGGGUUUGAUUUCCUUUUGUACACCUUGGAUCAGUCGAAUUUUAGAUGGUGUAUUUAUUGAAAACAUGAUGUAGUGUACCUAAUGAACAGUUCGGAUUCCACACA
This is a messenger RNA of Magnolia sinica, 731 nucleotides long. RefSeq lists its product as uncharacterized. The coding region runs from base 26 to 466 and encodes 146 amino acids. NCBI's taxonomy places the organism in Eukaryota, Viridiplantae, Streptophyta, Magnoliopsida, Magnoliales, Magnoliaceae. The record is from RefSeq and is a predicted model, not a curated record. The transcript has 2 exons.